Messenger RNA from Sycon ciliatum, 2089 nucleotides. Its product is annotated as myoblast growth factor receptor egl-15-like. The record is from RefSeq and is a predicted model, not a curated record. Gene Ontology annotation, molecular function: ATP binding; transmembrane receptor protein tyrosine kinase activity. NCBI's taxonomy places the organism in Eukaryota, Metazoa, Porifera, Calcarea, Leucosolenida, Sycettidae. Gene Ontology annotation, cellular component: plasma membrane; signaling receptor complex. Gene Ontology annotation, biological process: positive regulation of kinase activity; multicellular organism development; protein phosphorylation.
GGGCACAACAAGACGCACACUCAUGCAGGAAAUGGUGUACAGUGAUCCGGAGGUGGGUGGCAGUGGGAUAGUCUUCACACCGUCUCGGCCUUCACCCGAAACCAACGCAAUCACCGACAAUUUUUUGAGAAAUUGUCCUCUGCCAGAAAUUCCACCUGCCGCACCUAUUGCUUGCCCAAGAGACAUUCCGUCACCAGUCCUUGCUGAAUGGCCACACAACUCCAAUGAAGCGAAAAUGGCGGAGCGGCAGAGAAAGAACGUCUUUCCCAUCGAACCAGUCAGCUUCGCUCACAUGUCAACCUGCUGGAAAACAUCUUUCGGACGAACAAAGCAGAGCAUUCUACACGCUAUCACGGAGGCAUUUCAAGAAAGCCCAACUGUCGCGAAUGAAAUUGUGGAGCAACUCGAACCAGCGUAUGUGCUUGAAAAUGGCGCAGUGGCCGAUGCGAUCGGAUUAGGUCGUCGGUGCACAGCAUAUGCUGUCCGUGAAGGUGACGAGAAGAUAGUUGCUGCUCUCAAGUGUGUCAGCUUGGACAAAUUGCACUAUGCCCAGUACCACAUGUCACUGAUUGGCGAGGCUUUUGUGCUUAGAUCGGCUGCCUGUCACGAAAACAUCUUGAAGCAUGUUGGUGUCUGUUGGGGUGGAGCAACAAUGAUACCACAUGUUUUGGUCGAGUACUGUGGAAAUGGUAGCUUGCUGGAGUUACUCCUUGGGCGCAGGGCUGUGCAGAAAAAGGCAGAUGUCAGGUUUGGUAAUCGCAAAGAUGAUGAGGACGCUGUCGGCUAUGCUAUUAUUGAUGAGACGAAUGCCAUGAUAAAGCGAAGCCAGCAAGAAGUACUGAUGCCAGACCAGAUGCUGGACCUGGCUCUGCAAUUGGCUCGUGGGAUGCAGGCACUAGCUAAGCAGAAGAUCCAGCACGGGCGUCUUACCGCGUCCACUACAUUUGUGACGUCAAACCUGACCGUUAAAGUUGCCGGCAUGUCGGUGACGGGAAUGGCCUCCAGACAAGAACUUGAUGAGUGGAUGUUCCCAUGGGCAGCAGUUGAAAUCCUGGAAGCAACCUCAAAUCCUUCUCUGGAGGAUGAUGUAUGGUCAUACGGUGUUGUUGUCAGUGAGAUAAUGACCUUAGGUGAUCGUCCCUAUCAGGAUGUUGGUACGCGAACUGAUCUCAUUCACCACCUCGCCUCUGGCCAUCAUAUCGAGAAACCGGAAAGGAUGACGCAGUUUGUGUAUACCUUGAUCAAAGACUGCUGGAUGCGCCACCGGCAGGAUCGCCCAAACUUUGACGCUAUUGUGAACUUCCUUUUCAACGUCCUAAAUGCACCAUAUAUCAGUGUAUAAGAAGUACCAGCCAGUCAGCCGAUUUGUCUCUUCGUCCAAAUGCAACGACUCACGGUAUAUUUCCAGCGUCUCACUUGCUGCAUUUUCAAAUGUGUUGUAGCUGUUCAGAAACAGUUUAUGGCAGCAUCUAUGCGAGUUUUUUGAAAUCCUCGAUUAUUCUACAAGGUUGAAGCUGCAUAUGUUUUGUUGGUGUUUUUCUGUACUUUAGACUAAGCAUAGAAAUGAUUGUGUGUGUGUGUGUGUGUGUGUGUGUAUGUGUGUGUGUGUGUGUCCUCCAUGGUCAAACGGAGGCUAUUUCCCGAUGCCUCGCUUGAAUUUCGACGGGCUUCCUGAUUCUUGGUCAGCAUGUAUUGUUGAAAUAGCGGUAUACUUUCCUACAAAAGGAUGAUAUUCCUCACACCUUUCUCAGUUUCUGACUACAAGAUUCCUAAUGUUAAUACUUUUUCCGGUUCUAUAUGGCCCACUUUGAGCUUGAUGAAAUUGAUUUCUGUGUUAGUCUCCUUGACCAAAAGCCCAAUGUGGGAGCUGCUGCUAUUCUUUGCGCCCUGAAAUCUUGAUGAAUUCCGUAUGUGCAUACUGGACUUAAUCCUUCACAAUACGCCGAAGUGCAAUGUUACUAAAUCUCAUAUACUAUUGACUUGACUAUGUACUCAGGUCUAUCCUCCUUUUCAAAUGUUUCACUUUUCCAUUUCCAAGAUUGUCACGUUCCAUAUAAUAAUUGCAAUUCCAAUAAACUAAGUGGAGGAA